AUGGGUGCUCAUGAUGCAGCAUUGCGUGGGAAAUGUGAUGUCAUCACUGUUCUGUUAGAGUCGGGGUUUGAUGUAAACUGCCAAAAUAAAAAAGGAAAUACAAUCCUUCAUUUAGCGGCUUUAAAAGGUCACAGAGAAUUAGUGCAACUCUUGAUCAGUAAAGGGGCAAAUGUCAAUGACAAAGGUAACAUGGGUCGCUCACCAAUACACAGAGCUGUUGAAUCUAACGAUGUUAGCAUAGUUCAGGAACUCAUUGAGAGUGGGGCUACAAUAGAUGUUCAUGAUAAUCAACAAUGCACUCCUUUGGAUUUUGCAACAUCUUUGGGAUAUAUUCCGAUAAUGAAAACUCUUAUUCAAGCAAAUGCGGAUAUGCAUAAUAAUCAUACUUUUGGCAAUAUAGGUGCUCAUGAUGCAGCAAUCGACUGGGGAACGUGA
Molecule: messenger RNA, 435 nt
Organism: Macrobrachium nipponense
Lineage: Eukaryota; Metazoa; Arthropoda; Malacostraca; Decapoda; Palaemonidae
Product: serine/threonine-protein phosphatase 6 regulatory ankyrin repeat subunit B-like
Exons: 1
Coding region: 1-435 (144 amino acids)
Molecular function (GO): protein binding
Source: RefSeq, a predicted model, not a curated record